AUGAUUGGCGAGAUACUCAGAGGGGAUGCGGAGAUGGCCGUAGCACCACUAACUGUGAACUUCCGCCGUUCAGAAGUGGUUUCCUUUACAAAGCCUUUUCUUUCACUUGGGAUCAGCAUAUUGUACAAGGUGCCAGACGACCACCAACCUGAUCUAUUUUCAUUCCUCAAUCCCCUCUCAUGGCAGAUUUGGCUAGCUAUUCUAGCAGCGAUCGCAUGUGUAACAUUGGGAAUGUACACGGUAUCGCGAGUGACGCCAUACGAGUGGAACUUGAACUUCUCGUGUUGCACGGCUCAUCAGCCUCAUCCUGGUGCCGCCUUUGUGAAUUCACCUGUGGAACUUUCCAAUAACUACAGCUUUUGGAACACAUUAUGGUACGUGACAAGCACCAUGCUGAAGGGAGGAUGCGAUUUUGGUCCCCGAGCCGUGUCAACCAGACUUCUGGGA
Molecule: messenger RNA, 447 nt
Organism: Cooperia oncophora
Lineage: Eukaryota; Metazoa; Nematoda; Chromadorea; Rhabditida; Trichostrongylidae
Source: the annotation of a GenBank genome assembly